AUGGCAGCCAACACGGCGCGGCUCGAGCGGGCGCAGCUCGUCGCCUCGGAGCUCGCGACGGUCUCGACGUCCAACGUCGCGCGCGUUGGGCCAGCGUACGCCUCUGUCACGUACUAUCGAAUGGACAUUGCAUUCAAGCGCACGCCCCACAAGUGGACUAUUGCCAAGCGCUACUCGGAGUUUUACGCCCUCCGACGAACGCUCAAGUCGCUCAUGCAGCGUGCCAAGCGGCAGCCGUCCGAUAAGGUCGCUCUGCCGCUCAAGCUCCUCGAAGACGGGAUGGCCAAAGCCUUCCCGCGCCGCCAUUUUCGCGCGGACAAUGCCGCGAUCAUUGCCGAACGACGCGCGGCGCUCGAGGCGUUUGUGCAGCUGCUCGUUAAAAUCAUGUGCAGCUUCCCGCCCGAGUUUGACCGCGACGCGCGCGCCGGUCUCCUCAAGGACCUCCACGAUAUGCUCAAGCACUUUUUGGCGUUUCCGGAAGAGCAGCUGCAUCUGGACGCGAAGCGAACGCUUGCGAUUCUGGCGCUGGAAGAUGUUGUCGUUGCCGCGAGUAGCGACGAGGCGUCGACGACGGCGUCGGUUGUGAGCGAAGACUGCUGCAGCAUCUGCCUCGGCGACUGGCACGACGUCGAGUGUGCCGAUAUGCAUGUGGUCAAGCUCCCAUGUAACCACGUCUUCCACGAAGAAUGCGUCCUCGACUGGCUCAACGGCAGUGCCGAGUGCCCGCUCUGUCGGUCGGAGCCGAGAUGA
Saprolegnia diclina VS20 is the source of this 750-nucleotide messenger RNA. RefSeq lists its product as hypothetical. The coding region runs from base 1 to 750 and encodes 249 amino acids. Gene Ontology annotation, biological process: ubiquitin-dependent protein catabolic process. Gene Ontology annotation, molecular function: phosphatidylinositol binding; ubiquitin protein ligase activity. The transcript has 2 exons. The record is from RefSeq and is a predicted model, not a curated record. Lineage: Eukaryota; Oomycota; Saprolegniomycetes; Saprolegniales; Saprolegniaceae.